Messenger RNA from Nannospalax galili (Upper Galilee mountains blind mole rat), 2363 nucleotides. It is a transcript of the gene Tmem38b, whose product is annotated as transmembrane protein 38B. Lineage: Eukaryota; Metazoa; Chordata; Mammalia; Rodentia; Spalacidae. Gene Ontology annotation, biological process: potassium ion transmembrane transport. The coding region runs from base 133 to 1005 and encodes 290 amino acids. Gene Ontology annotation, molecular function: identical protein binding; potassium channel activity. The transcript has 6 exons. Gene Ontology annotation, cellular component: membrane. The record is from RefSeq and is a predicted model, not a curated record.
GCCAGCGCGCAGGCGCACGGUUGGAGCUGGCGCCGCUGAGCGCCCCGCUGCGGCCGUCCCUCCCCCAUCUCCGCCGAGCGGGAGGGGAACGGGCGGCCGGGGCUGCUCGGGCCGUGGGGUUCUGUCGUCGUCAUGGAGUUCCCGUGGGAUGAGCUGACCCUAGCCUUCUCCCGCACGUCCAUGUUCCCCUUUUUCGACAUCGCCCACUACUUGGUGUCGGUGAUGGCGCUGAAGCAGCGGCCAGGAGCAGCGACAGUAGCAUGGAAGAACCCUGUGUCCAGCUGGUUUACGGCCAUGCUCCACUGCUUUGGUGGAGGAAUUUUAUCCUGUAUACUGCUUGCUGAGCCUCCACUGAGGUUUCUUACAAACCACACUAAUAUUUUAUUGGCAUCUUCAAUUUGGUAUAUUGUAUUUUUUUGCCCUUGUGACCUAGUUUCCCAGGGCUAUUCAUUUCUACCUGUUCAACUUCUGGCUGCAGGAAUGAAGGAAGUGACCAGAACUUGGAAAAUAGUAGGUGGAGUCACACAUGCUAAUAGCUAUUACAGCGAUGGCUGGAUAGUCAUGAUCGCUAUUGGAUGGGCCCGAGGUGCAGGUGGUGCUGUUAUCACAGCUUGUGAACAGUUGCUAAAAGGAGAUUGGAAACCAGAAGGUGAUGAAUGGCUGAAGAUGUCCUUCCCUUCCAAGAUAACCUUGAUGGGGUCAAUUAUCUUCACAUUCCAGCAUACCAAGCAUCUGGCAAUAUCAAAGCAUAAUCUUAUGUUCCUCUACACCAUCUUUCUUGUGACCAUAAAGGUAACCAUGAUGUUGACAAAGAAUUCUGCAGUGACUCUCGCUCCUUUUGAGGGUACGUUGAGUCGGAUGCUGUUUGGCUGGCAGCAGCAGUUUUCAUCAUGUGAAAGGAAAAGUGAAGUGAAACCAUCUUCCAAUGGUGCUGUCUCGACAUCUUCAAAGCCUGUGCCAGAAACUCCAGACAGUGCGAAGAAGCACGCUAAGAAAGAAGACUGAGUAUAUGGACUUGAGCUCUACAAGGCGAAAAUAUGUUUUUAUCUACCUAUCAGAUUGUGAUACUACUUCUGUGUAAGGGAUGUGGAAUAAAGAUUAUGGGCAAGGAAUGGAGGUGACGAAAAGGAAGACAUUCUUUGUUUGAGGGAGACUGCUCUCCUGAUUUUAAUUCUUGAGUUACUGGUAUAUCAUGUGACUUUAUUUUUCUGAUAUUAAUAUUCUCAUAAUUAUUUUAAUAGUUUUAUAUUGAUAAAAGGAUACUUUUUAGAUCUUGGAAAAAGUGCACCUGUUGCUACAAAAUUACAAGAAUUUAACACUUUAAAAAAUUCACAUUUUUUUCACUUCUGAAUGAUUCUAAUUGUCUUUUAAUCCAGCAGAAUUAAGCCUUUAUGUCAUAUUACCAAUAUAACUUUUCUAUGUGGAAGACAAUUACUAUUUAAUUUUGAACAUGGAGAACUUUUCCUAGACACUUUGUAAGUGAAAAUAAAUUGCUAGUGUGCACAUUUGAUGUAUAAAUUUGAUUUAUAAAUUUUAUACACAUUUAAAAAUACCUGAAAUUUAUUUUUCAGUGAGACACAAUGUAGUUUUCAGUUUGAAGUCUGCUUUAUGCCCUUGUUCUAGGAAAUGCUUUUUCCUCAGAAAUCAGGGUUACAAUUUGUAUUGUUUUUUCUUUUUGAGACAAGGAUCUCACUGUGUAGCCCUAGCUGGCCUCAAACUUGUGAUCCUCCUACCUCAGCCUCCCAGGUGCUGGGAUUAUGGGCAUGGACCCUCACCCCGUCCUGGAGAUGCAGUUUUAUUCUUUGUAAUCCUCUGCUUUGUGAUUGUCACUUUAGAGCUUAGCUUAGUUCUUUCUUUUUCCUUACCACAUUUUGGCAGUAGGAGAAAUUCUACCCAUUUCAACUGUUCCUUUUGACUUAGCUGGUCAGAAUGUGCUGAUGGCAUAUAUCAAUGACAGAGCAAAGAUUGUCACCUUUGCUGGAAAUGUUUCCUUCCAUGCCUCCUUUCUAGCGGCCACUAUUUCAGUUUUUUGUGACUUUCUCUUGGGAGUUUGCAAAUGGUUAUGCUUUUUUAAAAUCUACAUGUACUUCCACUACUCUAUUUUAAAUGAAAACUACUUUCAUGUGAAAAUGCUCAGCUCUGAUGGGACUUGUCCUUGCGUGUUUGCUGUUAACCUGCUAGAGGAAGAAAAACUAAAACCUCACGUUAGAUGACUUGAACAAAGUAAUAUGAUAUUAAAUCUGCUUUCUUGUUGACGAAAUAAAAAGAAAACAAGAAAAUGUACUAAAUGAUAGAUUUUCUUUCCUUAUUUUAUGUGUAAAAGUCCAGUUAUAAUAUUAAACUCUGUGGCAUGAUUUCUUAUA